UAAAGUAAAUAAAUUCUCUAAUUGUUGGCGGCUCGGAGUCGGAGUUCUUCCACGGUACGCAUCCCCCAUUACUUCCCCAGCGUCAUCAGCUCGCGUUUCGAUCGAUCCUUCUCCGCUUCCCAUGGGCCUCGUCGAGUUCUCUCGCCGCCGCCGGCGGUGGCUCGUCCUCGCUGCGGCCGCGGGCAUCUCCGGAUACGGCGCUUACAAGCUCUACCACCUCCCUUCCGUGGCCCGGAAACGCAGGAAGUUCGCCAGGCUCGUCGGAACCCUGGUCGCCGUUGCCGACGCCGCCGCCUCCUCCGCCGAGACCGUAGCCCUCGUCUCCUCCGACCUCAACCUCUUUCUCCGCUCCGACUCCGACGAGAUCCCCACCAGCUUGAAUCAAAUCUCCAAGAUUGCCCGUUCGGAUGAGUUCUCCGGCUCGCUCUCUAGGGUUACCGAAGCGCUGACCGUCGGAAUCUUGCGCGGCUUCCAAUCCAGCGCGGUUCCAUCCGAGUCGGUGUCGAGAUCCAGCUUGUCUGAUCGUUUUCUCGAUAAGCUCUUCUCCAACGCCGGUUCCGGCUUUGUCUCCGUGGUGGCCGGAAGCUUCGCGAGGAGCAUGGUGAUGGCCUUCUCCUCGAGAGGUACCGACGGUGGAGAGGUCGGCACAACGCAGUCGGACUCGCCGGCGGUGCCGCGGUGGGUUCCCGUGAUUUGCAGCGAUAAGUGCCGGGAGUUGAUCGGUGAUUGCAUCCAGUUAUUCGUGAGCACUGCCGUCGCGGUGUACCUCGACAAGACAAUGGAUAUCAAUCCUUAUGAUGAAAUCUUCUCCGGCCUCACCAAUCCCAACCAUGAGGCCAAGAUGAAGGAUAUGUUAACUUCUGUCUGUAAUGGUGCUGUGGAAACUCUAGUAAAGACUUCGCACCAGGUGCUCGCCAGCUCCAACUCGGGCUCCUCGGUUAGCAGAGUUCAAGGUUUGGUGCAAGGGGAGGAGAAUGAGAGGACAAGUGCAUUUGAUCAUAAGAGGAAGGAUGGUGGUGGAUGGGUUCAACAGGUUUCUUCCUCAUUGGCAGUGGCGAGCAACCGGAGGUUUGUUCUUGAUAUCACGGGAAGGAUAACAUUUGAAACGGUGAGGUCAUUUCUUGAUUUUGUGCUCUGGAGGCUGUAUGAGGGUGCGAGGAGAGGGGUUAAUGCUGUCAGUGAGGAGGUGAUUGCGAGGGGAUUGGAAGUGUUAAAGUUCAUCAGUGCCAAGUCCAUGGUUAUUGUUACCAUAUGCCUCGCCUUGUGCAUGCAUGUUUUGACCGGGACGAGGGUUUUGAUGCCGGCUUAAGUUGGUUGUGGAAUCCUCAAACAUGUGUCAUAACCAUCAAAUUAUAUAAGAAAUAUUGCUCUUAUGCUUCGGAAAGGCCUUUUUUCACUGGUAUUGAUGCUUGUUCUCAAGAUUGGCAAUUCAAAAGGGGAAAAAGAAGUUCCUAUAGAUAAUUAUUUGUAUCUGAAGGGCAACCCUAACCUUUUAUUUCAGUGGUUUCUAGUGUUUGUAUUGCUGAAACUUCGAAAAUUUUAAAAACAAUGAUAUGUAAAUAUGCUAUAUACUUGAAGAAGUUCCAGUAAACAGCCAUAUGGGGUAGGAAAUGUUCUGUGCUAGGGGUUUUCUAUUGCUAUUGUUAGAAGAAUUUGCACUGUACACUGCAUUUCAAAAUUGCUUGGCUAUCUUUUUAUCAA
This is a messenger RNA of Phoenix dactylifera (date palm), 1701 nucleotides long. RefSeq names its product protein PHLOEM PROTEIN 2-LIKE A10-like. The record is from RefSeq and is a predicted model, not a curated record. NCBI's taxonomy places the organism in Eukaryota, Viridiplantae, Streptophyta, Magnoliopsida, Arecales, Arecaceae.